AUGAACAAACCAAAUGCACGAGGUUCUGAUCGAGAAAAGUUAGCAAGUUCAAAAGGAAAAUUUGCUCAAUACCUUACCGGAAUCUUAGAGGUGUAUUUCUCUUACCAUUGUGACGCAUACAACACCAAUGGAGUUUACCUUCAUGACCCUACAGCGUUGCUUGCAGCCGUUGAUCCUUCACUCGUAACUUGCACAGAAGGUGCUGUUAGAGUCCAAACCAGUGGCAUAACAAGGGGACUUACAAUUCUCUACAAUAAACAGAAAAGGGCGGACUAUAACCCGGAUCAGUAUUUGUGGGAAAAGGAAUUCUCCCUCGCUGGUAGGACGUACCAAAGGCAGGAUUUGGAGGGUUCAUGCGGCUCAUGUUGGGCGUUUAGCACAACCGGAGCUUUAGAAGGAGCACACUAUCUGGCUACUGGGAAACUAGUUAGCCUUAGCGAACAACAGCUUGUGGAUUGCGAUCACGUGUGUGAUCCAGAGCAAGCUGGAUCAUGUGACUCGGGCUGUAAUGGUGGAUUGAUGAACAAUGCAUUUGAAUAUUUACUCCAGUCUGGGGGAGUAGUGCAAGAAAAGGACUAUGCUUACACAGGAAGAGAUGGCUCCUGCAAAUUUGACAAAAGCAAAGUUGUUGCUUCCGUGUCUAAUUUCAGCGUGGUUUCCUUAGACGAAGAACAAAUUGCUGCAAAUCUAGUAAAGAAUGGCCCUCUUGCAGUUGGUAUUAAUGCAGCCUGGAUGCAGACAUACAUGAGUGGCGUUUCAUGCCCAUACGUAUGUGCAAAAUCACGUUUGGAUCAUGGUGUUCUUCUAGUCGGUUUUGGAAAAGGUGCUUAUGCUCCCAUUCGAUUGAAGGAAAAGCUUGUUGGAUCAUGA
Messenger RNA from Vicia faba (fava bean), 870 nucleotides. NCBI's taxonomy places the organism in Eukaryota, Viridiplantae, Streptophyta, Magnoliopsida, Fabales, Fabaceae. The record is from the annotation of a GenBank genome assembly.